Messenger RNA from Sardina pilchardus (European sardine), 3348 nucleotides. It is a transcript of the gene snx9b, whose product is annotated as sorting nexin 9b. The record is from RefSeq and is a predicted model, not a curated record. Gene Ontology annotation, biological process: cleavage furrow formation; intracellular protein transport; mitotic cell cycle. NCBI's taxonomy places the organism in Eukaryota, Metazoa, Chordata, Actinopteri, Clupeiformes, Clupeidae. Gene Ontology annotation, molecular function: protein binding; phosphatidylinositol binding. The transcript has 20 exons. Gene Ontology annotation, cellular component: plasma membrane; cytoplasmic vesicle. The coding region runs from base 329 to 2179 and encodes 616 amino acids.
UCCGGGGUUGCGCUUCCAGUGCAGGAAUAGGAUAGCCAACAUAUUCGCGAAGCUGAUUUCCCGAGAAGUCUGCUGGAUCAUCAAAUGUGAUAAUUUGUGCGGGUUUUGUCUUCGCUUUUCCGUGAGCUGAACUAGCCUACUCUACUGACUCCGUUGUAGCGGGUCAAAGGGUAACACGUAUUUAGUGAUGUAUUAAAAUUAGUUCGGCGGCUCUCCCCUGUAGAACUGCCUUGUUUUCGUGCUGCAGCUGGAUUAGGAAAUGUCUGCUUGAAAAAUUCCUGACCAAAAAAGGCACACAGUUUUGUAAUGAUUGAUUAGAGAAACAACAAUGGCAUCGAAGGCUCAGGUUUUGUAUGACUUCACUGCUGAAGCAGGAAAUAACGAACUGUCUGUGAGGGAGGGGGAGACCCUUACUGUCACCAACCAGAGCAUUGGAGGAGGAUGGAUCGAAGUACAGAACUCCAAAGGAGAGGUGGGCCUGGUCCCAGAAGACUACAUUGAGAUCGGUAGGGCAGGAGGAGGACCAGCAGCAGCACCAGCAGCACCAGCAGCAGCAGCACUGGACCUGUCCUUCUUCGACUCACAGCCCGCCGCAGCCACCAGCACAGCCACACACAGCCAGGUGAUUCUAGCUCAGCCGGAGACUCCGGACACCCCGGCCCUCUCCCCGGCCACUCCUGAUGAGGCGAGUAACGGAAAUGACCCCUGGGCAUCGUUCUCCACUAAUGCCAACGCGGGGUUCUCCAACAACUGGGCGGCCCAGCCUCAGGGCACGGAGACGGGCAGGACCAGCACGCACGACCCCUGGGCCUCCGCAGCCCCGGCCCACCCACAGGCCUACCAGGGCCCAGGAGCAGAUGAUGACGAGUGGGAUGAUGAGUGGGAUGACAAGUCGACAGGUGGCUACGGCGAAUCAGAGGCAGGGGAGGGCGGGGCCAUCAACAGAGGAGGGGCCACUGGAACCUCCAUGAAAAUCAAACAGCAAUCUGUGAAGAGCCAGACCCUUUGGUUCCCCAGCUUCUCGAAGUCUGGCCCUGAGCUGUAUCUUCUCUCCAAACCUACACCCAAAGGAAAGGACAGACUGCUAAUCUAUAUGGGUGAGGUUGGUCCCAUCUGGUCGUACCCUGAGGCGGCGCUGGACUGUGUUGUUGCAGACCCUAAGAAAGGCACUAAGCUGUACGGCCUCAAGAGCUACAUCGAGUACCAGGUCUCCCCCAAUACCACCAACAGACCUGUCAAUCACAGAUACAAGCAUUUUGAUUGGCUGUAUGAGAGGCUUCUGGAUAAGUUUGGUUCAGCGGUCCCCAUCCCAUCUCUCCCUGAUAAACAGGUGACAGGUCGUUUUGAGGAGGAGUUUAUUAAGAUGAGGAUGGAGAGACUGCAGGGUUGGAUGACGCGCAUGUGUCGACACCCCGUCAUCGCCACCAGCGAGGUCUUCCAGCUCUUCCUGACCUACAAAGACGAGAAGGACUGGAAGAUGGGGAAGAGGAAAGCGGAGAAGGACGAGGCGGUGGGCGCCAUGAUCUUCUCCACCAUCGAGCCCGAGGGGCUGCCGGAGCUGGACCUCAUGGAAGUAGAACAAAAGUGUGAGCAGUUUAACAGGUUUACUAAAUCAAUGGAUGACGGUGUGAAGGACCUACUGACAGUUGGACAGGAGCACUGGAAGAGAUGUACAGGACCCCUGCCUAAAGAGUACCAGCGGAUUGGAAAGGGGUUCCAGAACCUCGCAUCCGUCUUCAACAGCAGUGGAUAUGAAGGAGAGGCCACUCUGACAGAUGCGCUGACAGAAGCAGGGAAGACCUAUGAGGAGAUUGCUGCCAUGGUGGCCGAGCAGCCCAAGAAAGACCUGCACUAUCUAAUGGAGACCAACAACGAGUACAAGGGACUUCUGGGAUGCUUCCCUGACACCAUCGGAGUCCACAAGUCUGCCAUAGAGAAGGUGAAAGAAGGGGACAAACUGGUGGCCACCAGUAAGAUCACAGCUGCCGACAAGAUCACUAUGGCCAAGAGAGCAAGCACCAUGUCAUACGCAUUACAAGCUGAGAUGAAUCAUUUCCACAGCAACCGUAUCUAUGACUACAACCGUGUGAUGAGGUUGUACCUGGAGGAGCAGGUCAAGUUCUAUGAAACGAUUGCUGAGAAGCUGAAGCACGCUCAUGGCCAGUUCACCGCCAUGUGAGCUCACUGACGCCGGCCAGCCGGCCACAGCACUAAACACGCCUCUUCACCUCCCUCUUCAUGUCUCCUGAUCCCUCUCUUCUGUCUGUCUGUCUUUCUUUCUCUCUUUCUGUCUUUCUCUCGCUUCUGCUCUCUUCCAGCUUCAUCUCUCUGUCCCUCCCUCCCUCCGCCUCUCUCUCUCUCAGUGGCACCAAAUCAGGUUUUUAUACACACACACACACACACACACACACACACUACGGGUCCAUAGCAGCCCAGACCCUUAACUCUUAGGAUGCCGUGAGUGAGUGAGUGAAUAGAGAGUGUGUGUGUGUGUGUGUGUGUGUGUGUGUGUGUGUGUGUGUGUGUGUGUGUGUGUUGGGUGGGAGUGUGUGCAGUGACCAAUGAGAGAAGCUUCUGCAGGACCAUAAGCCAAUAAGCCAAUGAGCCUUAGCACCAGAGUUCCCUGGCAACCACUCAGGACCCACUCACCUGAGCCCACCUGUGUGUGUGUGUGUGUGUGUGUGUGUGUGUGUGUGUGUGUGUGUGUGUGUGUGUGUGUGUGUGUGUGUGUGUGUGUGUGUGUGUGUGUGUGUGUGUGGUGUGGUGUGAUUUCAGGCCAAAGGCGAAACCUGCUGCCCGCCCACUCAAACCAGCCAAACCUGAGCUAGCCAAUCACCUCGUCUUCUGGCACACACUUAAGGUCUAGGACCUACGCUGGCCAAUCGCCUACUCUGGUUUACGCUCAGCCAAUGAGACUCUCCAAUGUGCGGUCCUGUUGAGACUAAGGAAGUGUCUCAAGGGAGUGUGAGAGAGGGGGUGAGAAUAAGAGGGUGUGUGUGUGUGUGUGUGUGUGGAGGCUGAGACCUCACUCAGUGCCUUGCUGAUGCUUUCACCAGCGCACUUUAAUGCUUUUUCUUUUUAAUUUAAUUAAAACACUUUAAUUAAGCGUGUCUGUCCAUGCGCAGCCAUACCAACACACACACACACACACACACACACACACAUAGACAAUAUAACAUUAGCAAACAAACACAUAACACACACUCACACACAUGCAUGUAUAACACACACCCAAAACAUGAGCAAGUAUGAAGUUCAGUACAUCACACACUCAUACACACACAGACAGAAUAUAUGAACAUAGAGUAUGAAAUGCAGAAUGCACACACACACACACACACACACACA